This is a messenger RNA of Lagopus leucura (white-tailed ptarmigan), 4641 nucleotides long. It is a transcript of the gene GALNT15, whose product is annotated as polypeptide N-acetylgalactosaminyltransferase 15. Gene Ontology annotation, cellular component: Golgi apparatus. NCBI's taxonomy places the organism in Eukaryota, Metazoa, Chordata, Aves, Galliformes, Phasianidae. The transcript has 11 exons. The coding region runs from base 402 to 2363 and encodes 653 amino acids. The record is from RefSeq and is a predicted model, not a curated record.
UGAGGGCAUUAGGACCAGGAGAAAGACGCACACAUUGCUUUGUAUUAUGUCUGGCAAAGUGCUUCCUGACUGAGUGCUGGAGCUAUGUGUGAAGCAAAGGCAGGGAUCGACUAGUUCUCAUCUGUUGAUCACAGUGAACUUGAAGCCUCAGAUGGGGGAAAGCUGUCAGAUCUGCUCUCAGAGAUAAGGCACAUGAAACCAGACAGCUGUGGGAAACUUUGAAGAAGCAGGAAAUACUCUGGAGGGAAACUGUUAGAAAUGCGAUUUGUUUCUACCUAGAAUUUAAAAAGAAAAAACUCAAAACUUAAGCUAUUCCUUUCAUUUGCUUUGCUGACUGAGCCGGGACUCCAUAACAACGGACCUACUCUGUCUCACUGGAUCCAUGCUGCAUUUUACCACAUAUGUUCUUGAAGAAGAAAUGUAGAUAUGGAUCACGCAAGCUGCAGUUUCUGUUGCUGUUGCUGAUGCUGGGCUUUUUGCUGCUGAUGGUUACAAUGCUGAAUCCACCAGCCAGCAACCGGAGCAAGGACGGGACUUUCCAGCCUGUGGAAUUCAACCCUCGGGAAGGGCACCAGGUGGACUUUGCCGAGACCCAGGAGAUGCUGGAGACCCAGGAGGAGAGCCAGCAGUACUAUCCCAUGGACGGGCUGUCACCGUUCAUCUCCCUGCGGGAGGAUGAGUUGAUCGCGGCCGUCGUGUCCCCCACGGGUCGAAGGAACCACAGUAAGGCCAGGAAAGGCUAUCGAGUGGUGAAGCAGCAAAGCAGGCGGCCGGAGGCAAAGGAGGGAGACCCCGAGUCCCAGCUCCUGUCCCUGCCUCUGGGGGACGGCAACGGGGCUGCAACGGGGGAGCGGCCGCUCGGCUUGGAAACCCAUGGCUUUAACGAAGCGCUCAGCGAGCGGAUCUCUCUGCGCAGGGAGCUGCCUGAGGUACGACACCCGUUGUGCCUACAGCAAGAAUAUGACCCCAGCCUGCCUACUGCUAGUGUCAUCAUCUGUUUCCAUGAUGAAGCCUGGUCUACUCUGCUGAGAACAGUGCACAGCAUUAUUAACACAGCCCCAAAGACCUCCCUCAAGGAUAUCAUCCUAGUAGAUGACCUGAGCCAGCAAGGGCCCCUGAAGUCAGCCCUGAGUGAAUACAUCUCGAAGCUGGAUGGCGUGAAGCUGAUCCGGAGCAACAAGAGGCUUGGAGUCAUCCGAGGUCGGAUGCUAGGAGCUGCACGGGCAACUGGAGAUGUGCUCGUCUUCAUGGAUUCACACUGCGAGUGUCAGAAGGGCUGGCUGGAGCCACUCCUGGCAAGGCUGUCCAGCAACCGAAACAGUGUCGUCUCCCCUAUCAUAGAUGUCAUAGACUGGAAGACUUUUCAGUACUAUCACUCUGUGAGCCUGCAUCGAGGUGUUUUUGAUUGGAAACUAGAUUUUCACUGGGAACCAGUGCCAGAGCAUGAAGAGAAGGUACGACAGUCUCCCACCAGCCCUAUCAGGAGUCCUGCAGUAGCUGGUGCAGUAGUUGCCAUGGAUCGACAUUACUUCCAAAACAUUGGAGCUUAUGAUUCUGACAUGACCAUGUGGGGAGCAGAAAAUCUAGAGCUGUCUAUAAGGACCUGGCUCUGUGGUGGCUCUGUAGAAAUCAUUCCAUGCUCCCGUGUUGGGCACGUCUAUCGAAAUCAUAUUCCCCAUGCUUUCUCCUAUGAAGAGGCCAUUGUGAGGAACAAAAUCCGAAUAGCAGAGACUUGGCUGGGUUCUUUCAAAGAGAACUUCUACAAGAAUGACACAGUGGCUUUCCUAAUCAGCAAGCAAACAGAGCAAUAUCCUUUUUUGCCCUGUGCUUUCUCCAUGAAGGCAGAGAAACCAGACUGCAGUGAGCGUCUUCAGCUACAGAAGAGACUGGGCUGUAGAAGUUUCCAGUGGUUUAUAACAAAUGUGUACCCUGAGCUCUCCCAGCCUGAAGACACACCAAGAUUAUCUGGCAAGCUUUACAAUACUGGUGCUGGCUUCUGUGCAGAUUACAGACCUGGAAGGGCUUUGGCAGAUGGCUCUAUCAAACUCUCUCCUUGCAGUAACAGCCUCACCCAGCACUUUGAAUAUAACAGCAUGAAGGAAAUCCGUCUUGGGUCUGUUCCACUGUUUUGCCUUGAUGUCAGACACGGGAAGGUUAUCCCCCAAAACUGCACAAAGGAAACAGAUAACAGUGAGCAGCACUGGGACGUCCAGGAGAACGGAAUGAUUGUCCAUGUCCUUUCUGGCAAAUGCAUAGAAGCAGUGAAGAGUGAAGAUGAGAAGGACUUGUUUUUGUCCGUAUGUAACAAGAACACAAAUCAGCUGUGGCAAUUUGAACAUUCCCAAGGGCUACAUCAGAGAUAACUGCCAGGUCUGUGGGAAGAUCAAGUCCCCAAAAUCUAGCAUUAUUUCUCCUUGCGAUUCAAGAUAUGAGCGUUUACUACAAGGAAAAGAAAGAUGUUUGUGUUUGCUGUAGUAUACAAGGAAGCUCGGAAGGCCCUCCCUCAAAAGCCUGGCUCAAAGAGUUGCUGCUGGUUCCUGGCUUUUCAGCUCUAGCUAAAAUUUCCAUUAUUCUGUAUAAAAGGAAUAAAGAUACUGUGAGCAUCAAUAGGUUCUCAACUCUGCUACUGCAGAAAACAGUUCAGUUUACCAUUUGAAGGAAAUGUGUGAAACUGGCUGCCAGACAGCUUGUCUUCCAGCCUGUUCUGUGACAUCUGAGGAUACAGGAAAAUGAAUGUUAGGGAAACACUUGAAACUGUAAGAGGACAUCAGCCAAACAGGAGGGGAAUUUAAUCCAGUUGUACAGUGCACUCGACUCAUAUGAAACAAAGUAAGUUUUAUAUGUAUUAAAGCAGUAGAUGCUUUCAUGUGUAAUAGCUAAAAUCUUGUUUUCCAGCCUGAGCCAGAUUUCUAUCACCCGCAAGACAGCACAAUUCAUAAAUUAGUACUUAAUUAGGCACUAACUGCUUUAAUUGCUUUGGAAUACCAACAGUCCACAGAGUUUGGCACACUCUUCCUUAUAUCCUUCUUCCAGAGUCUAACUGGAUGGGAUAAUGAGACUGAAUUAUUAACAACUUUUUUGUUUCAGUUUUCAUGAAAACUAAGAACAACUUUUAGAAAAACUUUUGUGGAAUAUAGAAGAAAACUGAAGCAGAUUUGAGAGUAGACUGGCAGCUCCCCUGCUUAUUGUGAAACUGAAAGUAUCGGUGACAUUCAUUUGUUCUUAUAAAGCUUUGGGAUGAGCUCAUUAUUACUGCAGUGACAAAAGUGCUGGUUGGAAAAAGCAAAAGAAAAGAAAUGACAGGUUUCAACACUGGCUAUCUAGAAAGAAAAUACUGAUGUCUGCUUCUACUCACUUGCUUCCCACUGUACUAAAUAAGUCUUCUACACUGUGACUUUUAGCCAUGAAGAUCUUUUAGAUGGGUCUCCCAGCUGAUCUGCAAAAGGUAACAACAUUUUCUAAAGAAGCUUCUUCUGUAGGGCCUGCAUCCCCACUGACCCCUCGUGCCUCACAGAGGUGGCUGAGAGUUCAUUUCAGGUAAUGAGAAUGGUCUCAGUAUGCACUAGCAAAGCAAUUUCUAUCCAUAUUUUGUCAGGGCAUUUGCAAUUUUGGAGUUAAAACAAGCAAUGAUGACAAUUUCCAAGAGCCUUGUAGGACAGAAGAAUGAAGAUCUGGGAGUUUUCCCAUGUCGGCUCCACACUUGAUUUAUUGCAUAAAGCAAUCAUAUAUACACAUAUUUAUUAAGGGGAAAGGACAUUGUUAAUGAAACCUGAUGUUGAUUUUUUUUUCAAGAGACGGAAAGAAAAUCACUUUCUUAUAAAAUGUACAGCAUAUUGUGUGAGCUCCAGACAAAGGAAGGAACCAUACUCAGCUCAGAGUAUUCCAGUCCCCGGCUCUUGGUUAACUGUAAUACAUUUGUUUCAAGCGUACAAAAUUGACUACAACAGAAGACAUGAGCAGCAUCCUGUGUUACGUUGUCCAAAAAAUUCCCCACUGAGGUCCCUCCUUGGUUUGAAUACUGCAGUUGCCACAUCAUGUUCAGGCGCCACUCCAACCACUCUAAUUACCACGCAUGCUUUCUUUGCUAGCAUCAGAACCCAAUGCCAUUUGCUGCUAUGUCAUUUAAAAUUCCCCGUGACACUCCUGAAGAUGCUUCAGUUUUUAACUGAAAGGAUGGUAACAGAACAAGCGAUAUAUGAUCACUGCCAGGUCUACGGUGAGAAAAGACACUCUCUAAAAUCACAGAAAAGUUGAGUGAAAUGCUGUUUUAAUGAAAUGUGAUUCCUUUUUUUUUUUUUUUUUAAUUAUGACAGAUUUUUUAAUUAUGUAUUAUUUAUUCUAUUUUGGACUCUACACUGGGAAUGUCAUUCCUUCAGCAUUUUGUUUUGUGUUUCAAAAGUGUUUGUACAAAUAUAACUGAUCACAAGUGGAAUUUAUCAUCAUGAGAAUGAAAAUACUUUUGUUUAGAGAGGAAAAGUUUGGCAUAAAAUUUAAAAGCUGUGGAGAUCCUCAUCUAAUACUACUUUUUAACAGAAUUAUAAAAGCCUAGAAAAUAACGUUUGCUGUAGAUAUGUGUACAAUAGAAAAAUGUUACAUCAUAUCUCUUCCAACAAUAAAAUUAAAACAUAUUGUGCCAAAUGA